AUGGCCCCGCCCCCCAAGAACUCGGACUCCGCCGCCGCGCUCCAGGCCGCCAUCGAUGGCAACCUCAGCCUUCUUAAGGAGCUGGCGGGCAAGGUGAACCUGCGGGAUGCCGAGGACGCCAAGGGGCGGAACGCGCUCCACUUCGCCGCGGUGAAGGGACACCUGGAGGUCUGCAGGUUCCUAGUGGAGGAAUCGGGGCUGGAUGUCAACUCCGUCUCUGGGGAAGGCCGGUUGCCGGUCCACUGCGCUGCUGCCGGGGGGAGCGACAGCGUCCUGAGGUACCUUCUCGACCACGGCGGUGACCCAGCGGUGCCGGACCACAGGCGCUCCAUGCCGCUCCAUGACGCGGCCGAGCUAGGGCAUUUCGAGGCUGUAAGGCUGCUGCUAUCCAAGGGUGUUGAUGUGGACCCAAUCAAUUAUAUUGGGACACCGCUGCACUUGGCCGCCUCCAAGGACCAGGAUCAGGCUGUGAAGAUCCUGCUGGAGCAUGGUGCUGAUCCCAAAAGAGUUGUCAAUCAUGUAUUUACACCACUCUUCAUGGCGGCAUGCUGUGGGCAUUCCUUAAAAUGCACAAAGCUACUGGUUGAGGCUGGUGCUGAUGUGAACUUUACAUGCCCCUGGGGACCAAUCAUUUUAAUGGAGGCAGUUGAUGAUGGUUUAACUGACAUUGUCAAGUUCUUAUUAGAGGCUGGAGCUGACCCUAACAUUGCUAACGAGGAUGGUAGAUUCCCAAUCAUGUGGGCAGCAGGUCAUGGGCAUCGUGAGCUUGUUGAAAUUCUAUUUCCUCAUACAAAACCAAUUCCAUCUAUACCAGACUGGAGUGUUGAUGGGAUACUUAGAGCAAUGAAAUAUUUACAUUUGGAGGUUCAGGAUGCAGCUCUGGUGGCAGAGCGGCUUGCUGAUGCCAAGUCACAAGGAAAGAAAGCUUUUGCAAACGGGGAGUACUUUGCGUCAAUUCACUACUAUGGUCUGGCAGUGGACAAAGACCCGCUUGAUGCUACCUUGUUUGCCAACAUGAGCCUAUGCUGGUUGCGGAUGAGAGAAGGGGAGCGAGCUCUGGAAGAUGCUCGAAAAUGCAAGAUGAUGCGUCCUGGUUGGUCGAAAGCAUGGUACCGUGAGGGCGCGGCUCUCAGUUUUCUGAAGAAGUACAACGAAGCAAUCCCUGCGUUCAUGCAAGCACAGAAACUUGACCCUACGAGCGAUGAAAUCGAGAAAGCGUUAAUGGAGGCCAUUGAGGUUGUGAGGAGCGCUUCUUGA
Molecule: messenger RNA, 1257 nt
Organism: Panicum hallii
Lineage: Eukaryota; Viridiplantae; Streptophyta; Magnoliopsida; Poales; Poaceae
Product: serine/threonine-protein phosphatase 6 regulatory ankyrin repeat subunit B-like
Exons: 11
Coding region: 1-1257 (418 amino acids)
Molecular function (GO): protein binding
Source: RefSeq, a predicted model, not a curated record